Sorex fumeus (smoky shrew) is the source of this 4002-nucleotide messenger RNA. RefSeq names its product dual specificity phosphatase 8 (gene DUSP8). Gene Ontology annotation, molecular function: protein tyrosine/threonine phosphatase activity; MAP kinase tyrosine/serine/threonine phosphatase activity. The transcript has 7 exons. Gene Ontology annotation, biological process: protein dephosphorylation; negative regulation of MAPK cascade. Lineage: Eukaryota; Metazoa; Chordata; Mammalia; Eulipotyphla; Soricidae. Gene Ontology annotation, cellular component: cytoplasm. The record is from RefSeq and is a predicted model, not a curated record. The coding region runs from base 271 to 1857 and encodes 528 amino acids.
CCGCGGCGGCGGCCACGGCCACGGCCACGCGACCCGCGCGGUCCCCCGCUCCCUGCCCCGGCGGCGCGGGCCCCCCGCGGGCCCAUGGGCGGCUCCGGCGAGCGGGCGCCCUGAGCGCGGCGCGGGUCCCCGGUGCGCGCCGGCGGCGGCGGCGGCGAGCGUGAGCAAGGUGUGGUACCAUGGCCUCCCACGCCCAGCUCUAGGCCACAGCCACCAGCCAGCAGCUGCUGCCCACGCAGGGCCACGCCCGCCCCCACCCACUGCCACACCAUGGCUGGGGACCGGCUUCCCCGGAAGGUGAUGGAUGCCAAGAAGCUGGCCAGCCUGCUGCGGGGCGGGCCCGGGGGCCCGCUGGUCAUCGACAGCCGCUCCUUCGUGGAGUACAGCAGCUGGCACGUGCUGCGCUCCGUCAACAUCUGCUGCUCCAAGCUGGUGAAGCGGCGGCUGCAGCAGGGCACAGUGACCAUCGCCGAGCUCGUCCAGCCUGCCGCCCGCACCCAGGUGGAGGCCGCGGAGGCGCAGGACGUGGUGGUGUACGACCAGAGCACGCGGGACGCCAGCGUCCUGGCCGCGGACAGCUUCCUCUCCAUCCUGCUCAGCCAGCUGGACGGCUGCUUCCGCAGCGUGGCCGUGCUCACAGGGGGCUUUGCCACCUUCUCCUCCUGCUUCCCCGGCCUCUGUGAGGGCAAGCCCGCCGCCUUGCUGCCCAUGAGCCUCUCUCAGCCCUGCCUGCCCGUGCCCAGCGUGGGCCUGACCCGCAUCCUGCCUCACCUCUACCUGGGCUCCCAGAAGGAUGUCCUGAACAAGGACCUGAUGACCCAGAACGGAAUAAGCUACGUCCUCAACGCCAGCAACUCCUGCCCCAAGCCCGACUUCAUCUGCGAGAGCCGCUUCCUGCGCAUCCCCAUCAACGACAACUACUGUGAGAAGCUGCUGCCCUGGCUGGACAAGUCCAUCGAGUUCAUAGAUAAAGCCAAGCUGUCCAGCUGCCAAGUCAUCGUCCACUGUCUGGCCGGCAUCUCCCGCUCCGCCACCAUCGCCAUCGCCUACAUCAUGAAGACCAUGGGCAUGUCUUCGGACGACGCCUACAGGUUCGUGAAGGACCGGCGCCCGUCCAUCUCCCCGAACUUCAACUUCCUGGGCCAGCUGCUGGAGUACGAGCGCAGCCUGCAGCUGCUGGCGGCGCUGCAGGGCGAGGCGGCGCCCCGGCCGGGCAGCCCCGAGCCGCCGCCCCCCGGCCCCGCGGCCCCGCCGCCGGCACCUACCUCAGAGGGCGGCGCGGCGGGGGGCGCCGAGCCCCCGGGCCCCGCCGCCAGCCUGCAGCAGGGCCUGCGCGGCCUGCACCUCUCCUCCGACCGCCUCCAGGACGCCAACCGCCUCAAGCGCUCCUUCUCGCUGGACAUCAAGUCGGCCUACGCGCCGAGCCGGCGGCCCGACCCCGGCGAGCCCCCGAAGCUCUGCAAGCUGGACAGCCCGUCGGGGGGCGCGCUGGGCCUGCCCUCGCCGGGCGCCGACGGCCCCGACGCCGCGGACGCGCGCCCGCGGCCCCGCCGGCGGCCCCGGCCCCCCGCCGGCUCCCCGGCGCGCUCGCCCGCGCGCUCGCCCGCGCGCUCCCCCGCGCGCUCCCCGGCCGGCGCGGCGCGCCAGACUCCGCGGCGCGCGCUGCCCGGCCCGCCCGGCUCGCCGCCGCCCGACGCGCGCUGCCGCUGCGGGCCCGACGCGCACUUCAAGCGGCGCAGCUGCCAGAUGGAGUUCGAGGGCGGCCUGGCCGAGGGCCGCGCGCGCGGCGAGGAGCUGGCCGCGCUGGGCAAGCAGGCCAGCUUCUCGGGCAGCGUGGAGGUCAUCGAGGUGUCCUGACGGCCCCGCGGGGCGCAGGGGCGGGGCGGGUGACGGCGGUUUUUAUCGAGAAGCCAAUAUUUCGAUUUUUUAUUUAUUUAAGCUGUCCUUCUGCAGUGACUGGCAGCCCCGGAGCUGUUUUUACUGUCUGGUAUUUAUUUAAAAACUGAAACACAGUUUCUAAGCAAUACGGGCCGCCUGCAGUCUCGAGCCGGGGUCCGGGCCUGGGGUCCCCUUCUCCGCCCCCUCCCGCAGGACACUCUGACUGCCCAGCUUUCGUGCACUUUUUACAUAAGAAAAAGGAAAAAAAGAAAAAAAAUCCUUUGCCACAAACUGAGCCGCAGACUCUCCGCCCGCCCUCCCCCGCCCCGCCCUGCCCCUCUCUCCCCCUCUUCCCCUCCCUCCACCCCCCUCCCUCUUUCUCUGCUCCUCUCCCUUCUCCUCUGCCCCCAGCCUGGGGGGGGUCUCAGUUGGGUGCGAGCCGCAGGGCUGCACCCCAGGCCCAGGCACCAGGCCCCGGGGCAGUGGGGUCUCCUGCCUGGCCGGUUUCCAGGGAUCUAGUAGAGAGCACAGGACAAAGGUGAUGGGGGAAGUGUCUCCCAGUGAGGCGGGACCCCCGCUGGAGCUGGAGAGCCCUCCCUCCUGCCUGAACCCCAAGUCUAGUUUCAGGGUCACUAACUUCCCUGUGUAGAUGAAGGGGGACCACCUGGGGGACCCAGAGUCCAGGUGUGUCCCCACAGGUGGGGGUGACCUGGGACUCAGGUGUAUCCUGCUGGUGGGAGUGAUCUGGGAUCCAGGUGUGCCCUCGCAGAUGCGGGUGACCCUGCAGGUGGGGGUGACCCAGAGCCCAGGUGUGUCCCCGCAAGUGGGGGUGGCCCUGCAGGUGGGGGUGACCCAGAGCCCAGGUGUGUCCCCGCAAGUGGGGGUGGCCCUGCAGGUGGGGGUGACCUAGAGCCCAGAUAUGUCCCCGCAAGUGGGGGUGGCCCUGCAGGUGGGGGUGAUCUGGGAUCCAGGUGUGUCCCGGUCAGUGGGGACGUCCCUGCAGGUGGGAAUGAUCCGGGACUCAGGUGUGGGUAACCUGAGUCUAGGAGGGUCCCAUAGUUGGGGUCACCCAGGGCCCAGGUGUGGCCCCUCAGGUCGGGGUGUACCUACCAGGGAAGGGUGGUUACCUAGGACCCAGGUGUGUCCCAGAGGUAGGAGUGAUCCUGCAGGUGAGGCCUCCCCCAGCACUGUUGAGGGUGGGGCAGAUAGACCUCUGCUGGGCAGCUGGGUGGGAGGUACCCCAUUUUGGCCCAGUCCCAGGGGACCCCUCUGGGGCCUCUGCACUCAAAGGUUUCCUCCCCCACAUCUUCAGGGUUUUGCUCUGGUCCCUACCCAGCUGAUUUUCUGGCCCUGGUGAGUGGGGGGAGGGGGAGCCACAGCCCCCCAGCCCUCUUGGUCGUGGGGCCCUCUGGGCUCCGGGGGCACCUGGCGAAAAGACAGGAUGGCCCACGUUGGGGGUACAGGACUGGGUCCUGGGGAGCGUCCCUGCUGACCCCUUUGUUUUCUUCACUAUACCCCUCCGUCCUGGUCCUGUCCACCCUGUUCCCAGAAGAUAAGCUAUCAUCGUUGUAUUUGCAAUCUCUGGAUUAGCAGUUUAAGUAUUUAUUAUUGUUUAAUUAUUAUUAUUAUUGUCGUUGUUGUUGAUUAUGUAAAUUCGCCUUCUGUCUAUCGCAUUGGAUUUCCGAGGUGACCCGAGUGGAGGACGCCCUGGUCCCUCGGCCGCGUCCCUGUGCUGUCCCGGAGACAGACACUGAAGGCAGGUCCCGAGCGCGUCCUUCCUUCCUGUUAACCCCUUCUCCAGAGCUGUCAGACUUAGGUGGUCCCCGGCUCCCCCAGGGAGAGCCGGGCUGGGCGGGGCUGUGCACUCCCUGGCCCCGCCCCCGUCCUGGGCUGGAGCCCCGUCCCCCAGGGACCUGCCCCUCUGUUAUUUGCUGGAAAGUCCAGCGGAGGAGGGGGCAGCCCCACCCCUGACGGCUCCCGGUCUCUCUGGACUGGGCUGUCCCCCCUCACCCUGCCUCAGGACCCCUUCCCCAGUGCAUCCACACCACCACCCCUGCUCCAUGCCGCCCCUUCUUUUGUAUUUGGAAACAAUGUGUUGUAAUAAAUCCUGAGAUGGGUGUUUUC